UAUUGUAAAUGAACAUGAAUUAAAUAACAAUAAUAAUAAUUUUUAUAUUGAACAUGAAAUAUCAACAAUGGAUGCACAUACAGCAGCUAUUAAAUUAUUAAUAAAUAAUAAUAAUAAUUAUGAUUAUCAACAACAAUCAAAUGUAGCUGCUGGUGUUGGAUGUUUAAAAUGUACAGAACAAGAAAUACGAUAUUGUUUAGGACCAUCAUUAAUUAAUGAUCAUUGUUGUUGUGAUCGUAGAUUUAUCGAAAUGUUUUCAUAUAUACCACAUACAUGUUAUAUUGGUUCAACAAAUAAUUUAUGUUCAACAAUAGCACGUGAUUGCGGUGAAUAUGCAAGAUUACGUGCUUGUUGUUGUUUAAAAUAUACAACAAUUAAAUAUAAAGCAUUAUUCUCCAGUAGCAACAAUAUUAACAACAAUAACAACAAUUCACAUAUAUUGUUAUUAAUGAUAUUCAUAAUUAAUGUGUUAUUAUAUUAAAUAAACAAAUAUUGUAUUUAAAUAUCAUAAAUAAAAUUUUAUUAUACAAUGU
Messenger RNA from Chrysoperla carnea, 533 nucleotides. RefSeq lists its product as uncharacterized. Lineage: Eukaryota; Metazoa; Arthropoda; Insecta; Neuroptera; Chrysopidae. The coding region runs from base 68 to 481 and encodes 137 amino acids. The record is from RefSeq and is a predicted model, not a curated record. The transcript has 4 exons.